CAGCUCUUUGUUGACGUUUGAUGUUCUAUUCGUUUUCAUAAAAAUAUAAUUUCAUUCGAUUGAUUCCUGUAGUUUCGUGAUUAUUCAGAAAUCUUGAUAGUAACAAUGCUAUUUCCGGAGGACAAACACUUCAGCGAAUCUCAGCCAAAUAAGGAUUUCAAACGACUGGUGGUCGAUUACGUGAACAAAUCCGAUAAAUUCCACUUCAAGACCAAGGACUUCUCCAAACAAUUCUCGCACAUCUAUGCCUCGCGUUUGGAUGAGAUGCUCGGAUUGAUCAAAGAACGCGCCAAACAUAAAUGGGGUACCGAACACCCGAUCAAGCAACUGGCCGAGCUGAAGGAAGACAGUCCCGAGAAGUGCAUCAUCGUCGGCACGCUGUUCAAACACCAAGAGCUCAAGCCUAGCAUUCUGCGGGAAAUUUCUGAAGAGAAUCAGCUGGUUCCACAACCGCCCCGCUCGCACUACACCGACGAUGCCGACAUCCUGAUCCUGGAGGACGCUCUGCAGCGGAUCCGUCUGAUGGGAAAGAUGGACGUACACUCGUUCGUGACUGGUGCGGUCUGCGCCGUUCUAGGAUACGAGGAUGGAGAUGGACGAUUCCGUGUGGAGGAUUAUCUGUUUUACGAAAGUGGACUACAGAGCCCUUUGAAACCAUUGGAACAUUCUCCGUUGCUUGUACUCAUCUCCGGUUUAAAUUUAGGUUCCCCAAACGACUAUUCUAUGUCGAUGGAAUUAUUACAACAAUGGAUCUUUGGUAACCUGGAAGGAUUCGGCCAAGGUCGUGACUGGGAAGCGGCCAGCGUUGUUCGAGUCGUACUAGCAGGAAAUUCCGUAAAAGCUUCGGUAAAGCCAAAGAACAAUCUUCAUGGACGCCCCAUCACCGAAUCAUCGGAUCUACUGAAUGCCGUUAAAGCGGUCGACACUUUCGUGUACAACCUGGCCCAAUCGGUCAACGUGGAUUUGAUGCCGGGCGAGUUCGACCCAGCCAACCACAUGCUGCCACAACAGCCCAUGCAUCAGUGUAUGUUCCCCAAGGCGGUGUCUUUUGCAAGCUUUCGAGGUGUUACUAAUCCGUACGCUUGCGAAAUAUCCGGUCGCUCCAUUUUGGGCACCUCCGGUCAGAACGUGCAUGACAUCGGUCGUUAUUCUAAGAUCGAGAAUCCUCUGGAGGCUUUAAAGAGCACGUUAGUGUGGAGUCACAUUGCGCCGACGGCACCAGAUACGUUGCCGUGCUAUCCGUACUACCAGAAGGAUCCGUUCAUAAUCAGCGAAUGUCCACAUGUGUACUUCGCCGGUAACACAGGCGAGUUCCGGACGGAACUUUGGGAGGGCAGCAACGGUCAACGAACGCGGUUGGUUUGUGUGCCUUCAUUUUCUGAAACCCAUUCCAUCGCGGUUGUGAAUCUGAGGACACUGGACUGCCAGCCGGUUUGCUUUAAGGUGAACGAAUUUGAUGAUGCCGAAGAAUGAUAGUAUUAGGCUAGAUUUGUUUACGUGUUGAAUAAACCUUUUUUCAUGAUGUCAAA
Molecule: messenger RNA, 1529 nt
Organism: Armigeres subalbatus
Lineage: Eukaryota; Metazoa; Arthropoda; Insecta; Diptera; Culicidae
Gene: PolD2
Product: DNA polymerase delta subunit 2
Exons: 4
Coding region: 106-1473 (455 amino acids)
Biological process (GO): DNA strand elongation involved in DNA replication; DNA replication
Cellular component (GO): delta DNA polymerase complex
Molecular function (GO): DNA binding
Source: RefSeq, a predicted model, not a curated record